CGGAAGCGGAAGUGGUCCUCGAAAGGAUUUUCGCCGCUGAUGUCAGGCGUUUCUCCGCAUUUUAAUUCCGAAAGGUCUCAGGUUUUUUGGUGUCUCUCGGGAGCUCCUGGGUUAGAUCUUCCAGACUCCAGCCUGCCUCUCUCCAGCAGCUCUGCUUGAGUUUACAGAUGUCUACAAAGCUUUAGGCUCCUGAGAGAAUAAAGUUUGAGACCUACCAUGAUCAUGUCAGCUAAUCGGACCUCUCCCCAGAAAUCCCUGGUCCUGGUUCCAGAGGAAUGUGAUAAUUCAUACGAGGGAUCGGUGUCCUUCAGGGAUGUGGCUGUAGAUUUCAGCAGAGAGGAGUGGCAGCAUCUAGACCUUGCUCAGAGAAACCUGUACCGGGAUGUGAUGCUGGAGACCUACAGUCACCUGCUCUCUGUAGGGUAUGAAGUUCCCCAACCAGAAGUUUUCAUGUUGGAGCAAGGAAAGGAGCCAUGGGCAUUGCAGGGUGAGAGCCCACAUCAGAGCUGUCCAGUGACCCCAAAGCACAAGAAUAGUGAUGGUGGCAAUUCCGAUAUGCCAAAGAGAAGCCAUAAAGUGCAUCCUUUAAAUGAAAAGCUGAAAGUUCUUGACUAGGAAAAAAAAAUCAGGUUCAGUACUGUCUGAGGACUCAGGCAUCUGCUGAGGGUUUUGGAACAUGUCUCCUUCAGAUAAGGGGGGAACGCCUCUAUUUUAUUUUUUGAUUUAUUACCAUUUCUUUUUCCCCACACCCAUCUCACUUCUGACCAUAGGCAAUUGUUUUAUAUGAUGGAAACAUUUUUUAAUGCAUGGAUAUUUUAAAAUUUAAAGUGACGGGGAUUAUUCAUUUAUAUAAA
Callorhinus ursinus (northern fur seal) is the source of this 854-nucleotide messenger RNA. Lineage: Eukaryota; Metazoa; Chordata; Mammalia; Carnivora; Otariidae. The record is from RefSeq and is a predicted model, not a curated record.